AUGCGAUGUGGUAAAAGAGGAUACGAAGAUGCCGUCAGCGAUGUGUAUCAAAUCUUUGGGUGUGACGAAACCGAUGAGGACUCUCUUAAAGCGGCCAAGCAACCAUCCUUGCCACGGCCGCCACAGUACAACGCCGCUGCCCAAGACCCGAUUGCCGACACCGUAUACAGAGACCAGGUGAUAGGCAACUUGUGGGAGCGUUGCAAAGCGGAACAGGACGGCACGUUCGGCGCCCUACAUGCGUUCAGUUGUUACUGGUGCGGAUGGUUCGGAUAUGAGAUUCCAGAAGACGAAGUCCCUAAUAUGAACGCCGGGGGAAACGCAGUCUGCAAAAAAGAAAUGUGCGAAACAUUGAUUCCGCCGAGCAACCGUCAAGAGGGUAAUUCCAAAGACGCCACAAGUCAGCCAGAUAUUCCAGAAUAG
Molecule: messenger RNA, 423 nt
Organism: Exophiala spinifera
Lineage: Eukaryota; Fungi; Ascomycota; Eurotiomycetes; Chaetothyriales; Herpotrichiellaceae
Exons: 1
Coding region: 1-423 (140 amino acids)
Source: RefSeq, a predicted model, not a curated record